AUGAAAAGAAGUUGUCAGUUAGCUGUAGAAUUACAAGAGGGGGUUUCAAUGGAUUUGAAUUUUCGGAGGGGGACAGAGUUAAUUACAGAGAGAUGUUAUUAUGUUUUAUAUGAGGGUUCUAAACAGCGCCACCUGACAACAGCCAAGUUACUGACACCGCAUAAACUACAAUCUGUUAUACCUGGACACCUAAUUGUGGAGGAAGUUAAAUUAACUGUUGUGGAAUUUCAUGAUGAAAAAUCAACUAACCUAGUGACUAGUGCUUUUACAUUUAACAGCGACAGUGCUUUAUAUUUGUCACAGUUUCUCAUAGACAGUGUGAUUAGUUCAGAUUCACUUGAUGAUUUGGAGUUAAUCAAGGGAGACAAUUUUAACGUGGCAGAUGAAGAGUUGUCUUCCUUAGAUAAUAGACUUAGCAGGGCAUUGACUUACGGCAGUUUUCCAGAUUGGUGGUCAUUGCUUGGAUCAGAUUCUGAAAACGAUACUCCACCACCCAGAGAAUCUCUUCUGCAUUUUACUGCCAGACUGGGUCUUGCCAAAGUAGCAACAUUUCUUCUCCGAAAACCGGGCAGCAAGCAGUGUCUCAAAUUACACAAUAAGAACGGACAAUUACCAAAAGAUGUUGCCAUAGAGAAUGGAUUUGAUGGUCUAGCAGAAUUACUUUCUGAAUACAAUAUACACAGUUUAAUGCCAGUAGGACGUUGGUUGGUAACAGAUGAUGGUGUUAUACAGACUCAAGAUACCGGUGAUGUGACCUUGACCUCAAAUAUUGAUACUCAUAAAAGAACUAUUGAGGAAGACAUUAUAGUGUUACAAGGUGUACAGAAACAACUAGAGAACGAAGAUCAUAGUAUAUCUAGACAGUGGCAGACUGACUGGCCAGCUGACCAUUAUAAUUCUGACACAAAUGUCAAUGAUGAGGAUACAGCAGAUCAAAAAUUUAAAACAAUUUGUGAAAAAGUCCAAGAGCUUCCAAAUGUAUUAACUCUAGAAACGAUCAAUGAUUACCGAGACUCAAAUGACACAUAUACAGAUCCAAAUAUAGAUGAUAACCAUGGUAACGACAACGUUGAUAUGAACGAGGAUUCUGAUGUUGCAAUGGAAACAGAAACUUUACCAAAGUUACAUGUGUCAGAGGGGGAGGAAGACGAUGAAGGAAUUAUGGAUCUCAAAGUAGAUUACCUGAAAAGAAAGUAUACAAAAAAGUGUAGAAGGACGCUUUCAGCACUAAGGGGUUACAACCCGAAACAUUUGUUGAAGGAUUAG
Ruditapes philippinarum (Manila clam) is the source of this 1266-nucleotide messenger RNA. RefSeq names its product A-kinase anchor protein 13-like. Gene Ontology annotation, cellular component: ruffle membrane; cytoskeleton. NCBI's taxonomy places the organism in Eukaryota, Metazoa, Mollusca, Bivalvia, Venerida, Veneridae. Gene Ontology annotation, biological process: regulation of Rho protein signal transduction; actin filament organization; positive regulation of neuron differentiation. The record is from RefSeq and is a predicted model, not a curated record. Gene Ontology annotation, molecular function: microtubule binding. The transcript is spliced from 9 exons. Bases 1 to 1266 code for a protein of 421 amino acids.